Messenger RNA from Phasianus colchicus (ring-necked pheasant), 1548 nucleotides. RefSeq names its product acidic mammalian chitinase. Gene Ontology annotation, biological process: chitin catabolic process; carbohydrate metabolic process. The record is from RefSeq and is a predicted model, not a curated record. Gene Ontology annotation, molecular function: chitinase activity; chitin binding. NCBI's taxonomy places the organism in Eukaryota, Metazoa, Chordata, Aves, Galliformes, Phasianidae. Gene Ontology annotation, cellular component: extracellular region.
GUUCUCCACAAUGGUUUCCACUCCUGAGAACCGCCAGACCUUCAUCAACUCCGUCAUCAAAUUCCUGCGCCAGUACCAAUUUGAUGGGCUGGACAUUGACUGGGAAUACCCUGGAUCAAGGGGCAGCCCUUCUCAGGACAAAGGUCUCUUCACCGUCCUUGUUCAGGAAAUGCUGGCUGCCUUUGAGCAGGAAGCCAAGCAGGUGAACAAGCCCCGUCUCAUGAUCACUGCUGCCGUUGCUGCAGGAGUUUCCAACAUUCAGGCUGGCUACCAGAUUGCUGAGCUCGGAAAGUACUUGGACUACUUUCAUGUGAUGACUUAUGAUUUCCAUGGCUCCUGGGAUACACAAACUGGGGAGAACAGCCCUCUCUACCAAGGCCCAAAUGACACUGGUGACAAUAUCUAUUUCAAUGUUGAUUAUGCUAUGAAUUACUGGAAAAGCAAUGGUGCCCCAGCUGAGAAACUAGUUGUUGGAUUCCCAGCCUAUGGAAACACCUUCAGACUGCAAAACCCAUCUAAUCACGGUCUUGGUGCACCAACUUCAGGACCAGGACCUGCUGGACCUUACACACAGGAGGCUGGGACGCUGGCUUACUAUGAGAUCUGCACACUACUGAAUUCUGGAGGCACACAAGUUUGGGAUGCUCCCCAGGAUGUGCCCUAUGCCUACAAGAGCAGUGAAUGGGUUGGCUACGACAACAUCAAGAGCUUCAACAUCAAGGCUGAAUGGUUGAAGAAGAACAACUACGCAGGUGCUAUGGUUUGGGCCAUUGAUCUGGAUGACUUCACUGGCACUUUCUGUAAACAGGGCAGAUAUCCCCUGAUUACCACCCUGAAGAAUGCACUUGGUCUUCAAAGCAACAGCUGUGUGCCCCCAACUCAGCCCAGUCCUACCACCACUGCAGUCCUCUGUAAUACACAAGGAAGUGAAAGUGGGAGUGAGAGUGAGAGCUCAGGUAGCAAUACCGGUAGCUCAGGUGGGAGUGGAUUCUGUGCUGGUAAGGCCGAUGGCAUCUACGCAGAUCCAACCAACAAGAGCAAAUUCUACAACUGCAAUAAUGGCGAAACCUUCACGCAGACGUGCCAGGCCGGUCUCGUCUUUGAUUCCAGCUGCUCCUGCUGCAACUGGGCAUGAUGACACCAAUUCUGUUACGGCAAGCACACUCCUCUGAUUUAAUUCCAUGGAAUAAUAAUGAUAAAUAAAGUGUUCUGCAAAAGUAAAAAUGCAUGCUGUUUUGACUCAUCUUGCUCGUAAUAUUUUGAUGCUCCCUGGUUCUCACAGUUUUUACACUUAUGCUGAGGGAUGGGCGCAAAUCCCAAAGGUGGACUUAAUUCCAGCAUCUCUUUUUCCAGGAAUUUCUUGCUUAUCACAUCAUGAUAGCCAGACACAGGGAAAAAGACAGGCAGCAGAUGACAUGGGAGAUUGCUAUGCCUGAGAACACACAGUGAAGGGUCCUGGCAGCAUACUCUAUAGACUGCUUUGCCAGAAUCCUCUCCACCACUAAAUGUCACAGUGCAAAUUGCAACUCCUGGGAGUGAGCGUAAGCA